GUCACGUGCUUGUGUGCAUGGCACAUUGGUUUCCGCCCAAAACCAAACAUUGCCUCUGUGUCUGUUGUCGCGAUAAGAGAGUGGGCUUUUAAUUUUUGGGUCAGGGAAUCUUGGAUGGAUCUGUAUGAUGAACUUCCCGAGCCUCCUCGGGCCCCUGGUCCUGCAGUGUCGCCAUCUGAAGCCGGACCCCCCGACAAUAAACCCACUAAUAAACGCAAAGCGGAAACGGCAGACUCUGACAGCUGUGAAGGGCAGCACCAGGAAAAGAAAGUUUGUAAAGGUUUUCACACAACUCAAAACUGCACAUGGUGUUUGUGCUUGAAAUGCUGUUUCUUCAGUGUUGGAAUCCUGUCUUUGAAAGCCCAUAUUGCUGAGCGUCGAGGGGAGCGUGAAGAAUUACAGGAUGCACAUUCCAUCUGUGACCUCAACCAAGAUUGCCAGCCGAUGCCAUCUGACUUAUCACGCCUCUCGUAUUUUGCUGUGUUUGAUGGUCACGGUGGAACACGGGCAUCACGUUUUGCUGCACAAAAUUUGCAUAGAAAUAUAGUGAAAAAAAUACCCAGAGGUGAGGGCAGUAGUGUGGACAAAGGUAUGAAGCGAUGUAUCCUGGAUGCCUUUAAGCAAACAGAUGAAGAUUUUCUCAAGCAAGCAGCAAGCCAGAAACCUGCAUGGAAAGAUGGGACGACAGCCAUCUGUGUGUUGGUUGCUGAUAAUAUCUUGUAUAUUGCCAACCUAGGGGAUAGUAGGGCUUUGCUCUGCAGGAUUAAUAAUGAAAACCAGAAGCAUGUAGUGCUCAGUUUGAGUAGAGAGCACAAUCCUACCCAGUAUGAGGAGCGGAUGAGGAUUCAGAAAGCAGGGGGAAAUGUAAGAGAUGGACGAGUGCUGGGUGUGCUGGAGGUCUCCCGCUCAAUAGGUGAUGGUCAAUACAAGCGCUACGGUGUAAUCAGCACCCCAGAGGUGAAGAGAUGUCCACUCACUGACAGUGACAGGUUUAUUUUGCUGGCUUGUGAUGGUCUUUUUAAGGCCUUCUCAGCAGAAGAGGCUGUAACCUUCAUCUUGACUCAUAUACAGGAAAAGAGUCCUUCAGCUGAAGAUGGCCAACCUGACCUUGAUUCUUUGUAUGAAUCUGCAUGUCAUCGACUUGCCAAUGAAGCAGUGCGUCGGGGUGCUGCUGAUAACGUCACAGUGUUGCUAGUACAAAUUCAGCACUGAUAACAGAGCUUGGGGAAGGCAGGGCCACAGCAAGGUUUCACAUAGUCCUCAUCUUUUAAACCUUUCAUUUCUUGAUUGUAAAUACAUUUCUCAAUCACCUCUCCCCUUAUUUAGACAGGAUUCUAUAGAACAUGGAUUCCGCCCGUUUGCCGAUACGAGAAGAAAUGUUUUCUAACGAAAGUCUCUGAUUGGAACUUGUUGGAAAAUUACAGGUCGAAAGCAGUAGAGCAACAUUCUGGUGGCUUCAAGCUUUCAUACUACGUGCGCUUUUGUAAAUGAGAUUGUGUAUUUAUGUUCCACUAUAUUUUAGUAAACUGCCAUCUUCUUAA
Xenopus laevis (African clawed frog) is the source of this 1541-nucleotide messenger RNA. It is a transcript of the gene ilkap.L, whose product is annotated as ILK associated serine/threonine phosphatase L homeolog. The record is from RefSeq and is a predicted model, not a curated record. Gene Ontology annotation, molecular function: cation binding; protein serine/threonine phosphatase activity; metal ion binding. Lineage: Eukaryota; Metazoa; Chordata; Amphibia; Anura; Pipidae. Gene Ontology annotation, cellular component: cytoplasm. The transcript has 10 exons. The coding region runs from base 115 to 1212 and encodes 365 amino acids.